This is a messenger RNA of Lasiosphaeria miniovina, 1127 nucleotides long. RefSeq names its product cytochrome P450. The transcript is spliced from 3 exons. The record is from RefSeq and is a predicted model, not a curated record. The annotation marks the transcript as partial. Lineage: Eukaryota; Fungi; Ascomycota; Sordariomycetes; Sordariales; Lasiosphaeriaceae. Gene Ontology annotation, molecular function: heme binding; iron ion binding; monooxygenase activity.
CAAGUACCGCGACGUGUGCGCGGCGGCAACCGACGACCGGCUGUCCAAGGAGCGCACGCGCGGCCCGGCUUCCCCGAGCUCGGGGCUGGCGGCAAGCAAGCCGCGCGCAGCAACCGGCCCACGUUUGUCGACAUGGACGGCGCCGCGCACGCGCGCCAGCGCAGUAUGGUUGAAGGGUUCUUCUCGAGGGAGGCGUUGGAGGCGGUGGAGGCGCUGAAACCGUAUAUCCAGCGCACGGUGGAUGGGUUGUUGGAGCAGAUGGUGGCUGAUGGGGAGCGGCCGGUCGAUCUCGUCGAGGCUGAGUUUUCUUUCUCUCUGAGCCAGCCCCAUUGUUGUUGUGUUUCCACUGCGCGCUACAAGUGCUUAUUUCUCGCCUGCCAGAACCCUCCUCGACUACUGGCACGCCUCGUUGACAAGCGAUCGCAGCAGCCCAAGAACGACCUGAUCACCAGCCUGGUCGAGAAGCAGGCCAAGUCGGGCCACCUCGACAAGGCCGAGGCCGUGCAGAUAGCGUUUCUGUUGCUCGUCGCGGGCAACGCCACUAUGGUCAACAUGAUUGCGCUGGUGAGGCUUUACUGCUUGUUGUCCCGCCAAUUCAAACCCCUAGACAGUGUGAAACUGACCAUCCACAAACCAGGGCGUGGUGACGCUGCUGCAGCACCCGGCGCAGCUGCGAUCCGGCGGGCGGCCAAGGAGGACGUCGAAAUCGGCGGCAGGACGGUGCGGGCGGGCGAGGGCAUCAUCGCGUCGAACCAGUCGGCGGACCGCGACGAGUUUGUGUUCGACGACCCCGACGUCUUCGACAUGCACCGCACGUGGCGCGACGGCGAGGGCGCGCUUGGUUUUGGGUUUGGCGCCCACCGCUGCAUCGCCGAGACGCUGGCUAAGGCGGAGCUAAUCGCUGUGUUUUCCACGCUGUUCAAGCAGCUGCCAGACCUCGAGCUGCCGACGGACAUCGACAGGCUGGAAUACACACCGCUGACAAAGGACGUGGGCAUCCAGAAGCUGCUAGUGGCGUGGUGAGAGAGAGCUAGGGGCACUUGAAGUUGUAUCGAUGUCCAUUUCUUUUUUUGUUUUUGGGAGAUUUUGGAGACGGGAUGACAAGUUAAGAUUCAUCUUCGAAAAAG